ACCGGCCCAGGCGAUGUCGGCGAGUCACGACAGUCGAGCCCGAGAGAGGGAAAAUGGACCCGAGGGGAUGGAACCGGACGGCGUCAUCGAGAGCAACUGGCACGAGGUGGUGGACUCGUUCGACGAGAUGAACCUUUCGGAGCCGCUGCUCAGGGGCAUCUACGCCUACGGCUUCGAGAAACCCUCGGCCAUCCAGCAGAGAGCCAUCCUGCCCUGCAUCAAAGGCUAUGACGUCAUCGCGCAGGCGCAGUCGGGCACCGGCAAAACGGCCACGUUCGCCAUCUCCAUCCUGCAGCAGGUGGAGCUCGACCUCAAGGCCACCCAGGCGCUCGUGCUGGCCCCCACCCGCGAGCUGGCCCAGCAGAUCCAGAAGGUGGUGAUGGCGCUCGGGGACUACAUGGGGGCCUCGUGCCACGCCUGCAUCGGCGGCACCAACGUCCGCGCCGAGGUCCAGAAGCUGCAGCUCGAGGCCCCCCACGUGGUGGUCGGGACCCCCGGCAGGGUGUUCGACAUGCUCAACCGGCGCUACCUCUCCCCCAAGUUCAUCAAGAUGUUCGUGCUGGACGAGGCCGACGAGAUGCUGAGCAGGGGCUUCAAGGACCAAAUCUACGACAUCUUCCAGAAGCUGAGCGGCAACACGCAGGUGGUUCUGCUGUCGGCCACGAUGCCCCUGGACGUGCUGGAGGUGACCAAGAAGUUCAUGAGGGACCCGAUCCGGAUCCUGGUGAAGAAGGAGGAGCUGACGCUGGAGGGGAUCCGCCAGUUCUACAUCAACGUUGAGAGAGAGGAGUGGAAGCUGGACACGCUGUGUGACCUGUACGAGACGCUGACCAUCACCCAGGCCGUCAUCUUCAUCAACACGCGGCGCAAGGUGGACUGGCUGACCGAGAAGAUGCACGCCCGGGACUUCACCGUGUCCGCCAUGCACGGGGACAUGGACCAGAAGGAGCGUGACGUCAUCAUGAGGGAAUUCCGGUCGGGAUCCAGCCGGGUCCUCAUCACCACCGACCUCCUGGCCCGGGGCAUCGGCGUCCAACAAGUUUCGCUCGUCAUCAACUACGACCUCCCGACCAGCGCGAGAAUUACAUCCACAGGAUCGGCAGGGGGCCGUUUCGGCCGCAAGGGCGUGGCCAUCAACAUGGUGACCGAGGAGGACAAACGGACCCUGCGGGACAUCGAGACCUUCUACAACACGGCCAUCGAGGAGAUGCCGCUCAACGUGGCCGACCUCAUCUAAAGGGGGGAGGGGCGCCCCUCCCCCACCCCCAAAUGCCCCUCCCCACCCCCAAAUGCCC
This is a messenger RNA of Myiozetetes cayanensis, 1295 nucleotides long. Its product is annotated as eukaryotic initiation factor 4A-I-like. Gene Ontology annotation, biological process: cytoplasmic translational initiation. Gene Ontology annotation, molecular function: RNA binding; RNA helicase activity; ATP binding. The record is from RefSeq and is a predicted model, not a curated record. Gene Ontology annotation, cellular component: cytoplasmic stress granule. The coding region runs from base 14 to 1237 and encodes 407 amino acids. The transcript has 12 exons. Lineage: Eukaryota; Metazoa; Chordata; Aves; Passeriformes; Tyrannidae.